AUGCAUUACGGAUCAUGGAUAACCCCCCAACAAAUGAUGGAGAACCGUUACUAUUCCUCAGGAUUCAUCGAAGAUCCGUACCGCCUUCAAAAUGAUCCUCGUGACGAAGAGUGCGAGCAAACAAUCGACGAAACCCACGACACAAUAACAACAGCGACCUCGGACGAGCGUAGCUCCAGCGCGGAUAUUUUCCGACUAGAAUUCGCGGCAACUCAGCGUCUCAAGUUAGUAUCAAAUGCCGAAGGACUCUUCAACCGGCUGGUAGCCAGCAACAUCCUCCCACACAACGAGCAGGACCAGAUAGAGCAGUGGCUGUGUAUGAAGCAAGAGUACGAGGAGUGUAUCACUAGCGACGAGACUGCGAGCCUCCAGGGGUAUGAAACUACUCGGCGUUCUCUUGAAAGAAUCGAGGAGGUUACAGAAACUGAUGAAAAGACUGAUGAAUCCAAUCCUGUUCGUAUUUCUUCAGACACUUCAAUGUCCGACGUAGACGUUGAAGAUGAUGAGAGUGAUAUUAAUUCCGACAAUCCCGAUUUUUUGGAAAAACUUGACGAGUGUAUGAACAAAUUAAAACGCGAGACAGAUUUUAUUAUUGACAAUAUUGACGACGAUAAUUUUAUUCCUAUAAUUACUGAACACCUGACAAAUAAUAGUAUUAAUAACAAUAAUAACAAUUAUUAUUACAAUAAUAUAAAUAAUAAUAAUGAACAUGAUGAUUGUAAAAUAGUUAAGCCAAUACCGAUAAGAAAUAAAUCUCUGAGAAGAAAUUCAAUGUUACCUGGUUCGGAAAUGUGCAGUGAUGUUGCUGCGUUUGCUUCUGGCUUUAAAUUACCCGAGUGUUAUCAAGAGCAAAUUAAUGAUGAGUGCAUUAACGACAACUCGCCUGACCUAUUGGUCGACGCUUUGAAGAGCAACGAUGUGCUUGAGCCGAUAAAAACUUUGAAGACUCUGACUAUGAACAACAAAGUUAAACAGACUCAAGUUAAAAUCAUAAAAGAAGAACUUGAUGACGCUCACAAGCGGAUUGAUGAAUUACAGAAGACUAUAAAAAUGAAAGAAGAAAUAUUUAUCGGUGAUAUGGUCAAAAAUUCCGAGUCUCGGAAACAAAAGCUGCAUAAAAAAAGGUUCAAAGUUAAGAAAGAACUCAGUACUCGCGGUUGGGCGACUGACAAGUCUAUUUGUUCUUUGAGGAAUGAAAAGUGUCAGCGGGAUGUUGAGCUGUACAAAAAUAUUGCGAUUCACUAUGAGCAGAGGCUGGUGGACAUUGAAAAAAUCAAACAGAUUGCCGGAGACUCGGCUAAGAAGAUUCUUGAGCUGGAAAUGUCGCUCAAUGCUUCGAAAGUUCAGAUGGAAAAGCUGCAGUGGCAGCUUAAAAAGGAGGAAGAAAGGAAGAGUCAACUGGAGGAUGAAGCCGCGGAGGAUCAGAAGAAAAUUAAGGAGCUGGUUGAAAAGUGUAAUUUGACUGAGUCGAAGCUUCAGGAGAUGAAGAGCGAGUCUGAAGAUGAGCGAGCUAGUUCUAGGAUGAAGGAUGCGGAUCAAAAGGUUUCGAUGAGCUCUAGGAUGUCUCUGGAUUUUUUGAAGAUCAAAUCUUUGAACGAGAGGGCUGAGAAUUUUAAGGAAGCUAGUGAUAGGAAUGAAAUUAAGAUUCUGAGGGAUGAAAUUAAAGAGCUGAGGUUCAAUAAAGAGAACUUGGUGACUCAGACUGUGGACUUGGUCAAAAAAAUUAAAUUGCAGGAGAGGAAACCUACUGAGGAUGAAGAGAGGAAAAAACUGGAGUGGAAUGAGUCUAUUGAGAUGAUUGACACGUUGAUUGAGAAGAAAAAUUCUAGAAUUUCUAGGCUUUCUAAAUUGGGAGGCAUUAGUAAAAAUAGUUCGAGCAAUGUGGAAGAGUCUAGUGUUAGCAACAAGGAGAUGAUCAAUGAGCUUCUGUCUAAUUUGAGGGAUAAUGAGCUCAAAGACUUGUUCCAUGUUUAUUAUAAUAAAGUUAUCGAGCUGAAGAAAAGUACUGGGGUCCUGGAUGAGCAGAAUGUUGGUUGGGAGGCAGAAUGCCAGAGUUUGAAGAAAGCGAAUCAUGAUCUUAUGGUCAAGUUCCAACAAAAGUAUUCGCACUAUCCAAGUUCUUAUGCGAUGACUGGAAGAGGAAGCAAUGAUAAGCAACUUCAAAUGGUCGUCAGGAACUUUAAUCAUCAGGGAGCUGAUCAUAAGGAAAUGGAGGUGGAGGAACUUAGGAGGGAAAAUAAAAGUCUUCAUAAGAAAAUCAAGGAAAUGCUGAGUAUUUCCAAGUGGGCGAAUCAAGGCUCUAGCAGAUAUCCCAGACAUGAUUUUAAUGAUAUUAAACCUUCGUCUCAGGAUAAGUUGAUGACUAAAGUUACUAGAGAAAGAAACAAAAUUAUUAUUCAGAAAACUGAUUGUGUUAACAAGAAAAAGUAA
Molecule: messenger RNA, 2430 nt
Organism: Cotesia congregata
Lineage: Eukaryota; Metazoa; Arthropoda; Insecta; Hymenoptera; Braconidae
Source: the annotation of a GenBank genome assembly